ACAACAGCGUCUAUAAACAAUCUAAAAUAUGGCUGCCCUGAUACUUCGUGUUGUAACCCAUCAAUUUGUCUGAUUUAUCACGUUAUGCCCAUUUUACAAGAACCUUGGACAAUGUCUUUUCAUCACAAACAUGGGCGAUUCAUAAAAUUGUCGAAAGUAAACUCUAGAGCAAUCCGAGAAGGCGAUACUUAUGACCAUGGAGUCGUGUUUUCUUGUAGGCCCAUCAGAAUUGGAGAGAUCUUUCAACUCAGUAUUGAACAGAUGGAGCCAAAAUGGGCUGGUUCUUUGAGAAUUGGAGUAACUUUAAAAAAUCCCAAUUGUCCACAGACUAGUGUUGUGCGAGCUGUAACGGACCUUUUUAUAGAUGAUUGUAAAGACUUUUGGAUAUUGUCUGGUUCACGUCUGCAUAAUGGCACACUUGAAAAGGAAUACAGUUUUAAUAUACAUUCUUUGAAAGUCAAUGACUGUAUAGGUGUGCAAGUAAAUCGUAAGGGGGAGUUAAUAUAUUUCUGCAAUGGUGUUAGUAAAGGUGUAGCAAUAACUGGAAUCCCUACUGAUAAASAAAUCUUUGCUAUUUUUGAUGUUUAUGGAAGAACAAAGGAGGUGGCGUGGAAAUAUCAUGGAGUUGAUCCUUUAGAAAUGUUGUGUAAGAUGGUAAUAUUGGCUAAUGUUUCAAGUCACGAAGAUAUUGACAAGCUUCCUCUUCCAUUUCCAGUCAUAGAGUUUAUGAAAUCCUAGUUUGAAGAUGAAAUCUUAAAAUAGGGAUAUUGUGCUAGGAUAUGCAACCAAAAUCGACAAAAGGGGAAAUACCUAUGAAUAGGUGCCUUUUCAAAAUUGUUUUUAACAUGUAAAUAAUUUUAUUUCAUAGAAUGUAAGACUGCAAAUGAUGAAUAAAAGGUUGAUAGAGAUGUAAUUUCAUCAUAUAAAGUUGAAUGAGUGGUGAAAAUAACAUAUCACCAUGCCAGAUACUCUGUUCAAAUUUUCUGACGUAUAUAGAGGAUAUUACAUGGGCGCGCGGGGAUACRGAUUUUAUCUUCGAGUGUUSAAAAGAUUCGCUACGCUCACUCGUGAGAGAUUUUCAACACGAGAAGAUAAAAUUCGUAUCUCCAAGCGACCAUGUAAUAUUCUGUUCAAUUUUACAUAAUGGAGAAAUAUAGGUAYUUCAUAGAUAAUUAUAUGAUAAAGUGUUAUACAUUAUACAUAUUAUUGUAUGAACAAUAUCGAGUUGGGAGUAAAAGGACCUAAAAGUAGUCAUAGAAUAUAGUCAUCAUUAUAAACAUGACAACCAAAAACAAAGGCAUUGAGUCAUUUGCAGCUUAUUUUUGCCAUUGUUUGAGGUUACAUAGACUUUCUCAAAAUCAUUAGCCAUGCUUUAUUAUUUUUGACUAUAGCAGAACAAAUGACUUGUAACAAGUCUAGACGUAAUGUAGUGUUUUUAUUUUUAUCUACCCUAUGUACAAGCAGAGAAACAAUCCUCUACUUGCAGGGCACUCAGAGGCUAACGAGAGAGUUUUCCUAGGAUCGAUACUGGCUGAUACUAUGCAAAAAAAAUAAAUAUUAAUAAAAAUAACAAUAUGAUUGUA
Molecule: messenger RNA, 1583 nt
Organism: Exaiptasia diaphana
Lineage: Eukaryota; Metazoa; Cnidaria; Anthozoa; Actiniaria; Aiptasiidae
Product: neuralized-like protein 4
Exons: 3
Coding region: 85-738 (217 amino acids)
Molecular function (GO): ubiquitin protein ligase activity
Source: RefSeq, a predicted model, not a curated record